CAGACUCGAGGCUCGGAGUACUAUUAUGCACCAUGAAGUGCUGGGUGGGGUUUGAAAGCACCGAGGUCUAGAAACAGCGUGCUGUCGUCUAUGAGCUGUUGAUCACAGAUGGCUGACAGGUGUGUCGGCUUCCUUGGUGGCUCUGUUUUUGCGUUCAUUAUGGCUCUCGCGUUCUGGCGACGGGCCGCUGACGAUACUCUCGCUGCAUUUCGUGGACUGCGAGCCAUCGCAGGCGUUGAGCCGACCCGACCGAUGAAGAUGCUCUCGAUCUUGAUGCACCCCAUUCACGAUAGAAUCCCCUAUGGGCAUUCAUGAGUCACUAGAUGCCGACAAUGUAUCUACAAGGCCUGAGGCAACAUGCGCGUCCAUCAAAUCAACACAUCCAGCGCUACUCUACGUUGACCAAUGCUCUCUUUGGCAUGCCAUCUCCAACCACCCGAAACAAUCCGACCAAGAGCCCUCAUCCCCG
Messenger RNA from Mycena citricolor, 469 nucleotides. The record is from the annotation of a GenBank genome assembly. NCBI's taxonomy places the organism in Eukaryota, Fungi, Basidiomycota, Agaricomycetes, Agaricales, Mycenaceae.